CGUGCACGCAAUAUCUGGAAAACGAAGCAGUUGAGGUAAGUCCAGGAUGAAUCCGCAUUUAAUUAUCUUGCUGAGCCUGGCGGCGGUAAUAUCGGCAGCAAAUGAGCCGAUAGCCAUAGUCAAGCAGGAACAGGACAUCAGCCCGGACGGUAGUUACUUUCUGAAAUGGGAGAGCGCCAACGGGAUUACCUUCGAGGAGCAGGGCGUCCAGAAGAAUUCUGGCCAGAAAGACAAGGAGGCUGAGGAGGUACACGGCAAAGCGUCAUGGACCGCGCCCGACGGGCAGAAAAUUAAUCUCGGCUGGCAGGCAGACGAGAAUGGCGCCGUUUUCCAAGGGGCGCAUCUACCGACCCCGCCACCACCGCCGGCAAUUCCGCCUGCCAUCCAGCGAGCCCUUGACUGGAUAGCCGCUCACCCCUACCAGGGAGAGAAAAACAAAGUGUAAUUGAUGCAGUUCUUGCUACAGACAUGUUGAAGAUUCGUACUUCACUAGCAUAUGUUUAGCUUGACAUUGAAUGUAAAAAGGCAAGUUUGUAUAAAAAUGUCAUAUGCUGAAGGAAAAUGUGAUUUAAUUCCCGAUUUCUCAUCAACCACUCUUGUCGUAAUAAAAUUACAUUGUUUUAAAUGUAUUGUUUAAGUGUACUCCCCGUAACGUGCGAUCAAUUGUGCUGUAAUUGUGAUAUCGCAUUGUAUUUGGACAAAUGCGAUAUUGACAGAUUGUUUAGGAAGAUAGAUUUAGUUAUAAAAUCAUUAAAAUUGAUAAUAGCUCUAAUAUAUAUUACGAGAUUAUUAAGACAUAAACGCUAUCAAUCAUAUUGGAAUAUAUCAUGGUGUCAUGUUUACUUCAGUAUCACAAUUAUCCCGAAUAGAUAUAAUUUAAACGAUUCCAUCAAUCUGAUUAACCACAGACAGAUAUGCAGAGAGAGUUAUUUGUUUAAGAGUAGAAAAUUGUAAUAGGUUAAUAAAACCCUCAAUAUAUUUACUUAUAU
Messenger RNA from Trachymyrmex cornetzi, 989 nucleotides. Its product is annotated as endocuticle structural glycoprotein SgAbd-8. Gene Ontology annotation, molecular function: structural constituent of chitin-based larval cuticle. The coding region runs from base 47 to 445 and encodes 132 amino acids. Gene Ontology annotation, cellular component: chitin-based extracellular matrix. Lineage: Eukaryota; Metazoa; Arthropoda; Insecta; Hymenoptera; Formicidae. The record is from RefSeq and is a predicted model, not a curated record. The transcript is spliced from 2 exons.